Pseudomassariella vexata is the source of this 1083-nucleotide messenger RNA. RefSeq lists its product as uncharacterized. Bases 79 to 801 code for a protein of 240 amino acids. The transcript has a single exon. The record is from RefSeq and is a predicted model, not a curated record. NCBI's taxonomy places the organism in Eukaryota, Fungi, Ascomycota, Sordariomycetes, Amphisphaeriales, Pseudomassariaceae.
CUUUAUUUACACUUCUAGUUAUUCUUCGAAACCCAGUCUAAAUCAAUAUCCACACGAAAGCCAGCAAACAAAUCCAAAAUGUUGCCAGCAACUGAUAACCAUCCAUUCCUAAAAUACUCAGACGACGACCCAACAAUAGACGAGGCCAACUGUUCCUACCAAUAUGGUAGGGAUCGUACUGAAUUCUUCAAGCACCGCUGGAGCUCAAUGUCCCCUCUCUUGUCCCAUUCCCUCGUCUUCAUCCUCAGCUCCUUUCUCUGGAUCCUAGUCAUCAUCUUCACCACACCCAGCUGUUCUGCAAACCACCCAACUCCUAGCCAGCCAGCCACCAAUUCACCCUCAACCCCCCACAACCUAACCACCCACGCCCACCUUACCACCUGCGGCAACUCGACCGCAGAAGCCCGCGCCGCUGGCUGCAAAUACGACAUCCUAAUCAACAAUUGGGUUCACCCCGCGUGCAUCGACCAAGAGUCCAUCGAUGAAUACCAGGAAGACGGGACGUGGCAGGGGUACACGGACUUGAACCGUACGCAACAGCUGCCGAGCAUCGAGGCCAUGUCCGAGGUGGACUUUUACUACACGUCCACGCGGGAUCACAUUGUUCACUGUAACAUGUUGUGGCGGAAGCAAUUCAAGGCGUUUUUUGACGAGAAGAGCUUUGAUGCCGUCAUUGGGAGUUUUGGGCAUACGGAGCAUUGCUCGCAGUUUCUGAUUGAUGUCACCGAUAAGUAUGCGGAGCUUUGGGAGGAGCCGAUUAGGACUGAGGUGGGGUUUUCGGGGUGUUGGGUUAGAGAUUGAAGAUUUCAAUAGAGAGUUGCGGAGGUGAAUUUACGUACAUAGUGGAGAUCGUUUUGUUUUUCUUCGUGUCUGGAUGUGAGCGAGUGACAAUUAAUCCAUUAUUCACACCUGACUCUAACCAACUCUGCUCCAUGAAAUUUGUCUUUCAAUAUGCACCAAAGGGUACAUAUAAAACGGGUCGCAUUCAGGUGGGUAUACAUCCGACGUAAAAAGGUUGCCAUGAACGAAUACGUAAUUAAUGGCAGUAGCCAUGCACUAUAUUGAAAGGCGUAGGUAUUUACG